UGACGUCAGGACCCUAGGAGGGGCUCCUCCGUCAAGCUGGUCGCUGUUCGUGGUGCUGAAACAACGCCUGGCUUCGGUUGUGCCUGAGCGAAUCGUUCCGCCUCUCCCUGCUGUUCCUUCUCCCAUCACUUUUAAUCUCCUGUCCUGUGCAGCCGACGUCCCCCUGACGCCGAGGCUGGAAACAUGCAGUUUUAGCGAAGGUGUGCGGAAUGGAUUAGUGCUGAAGGCAGGAGCGGUAUGGAUUCUCCGCGGUGUCCCGUCCUCGUCGCUGCGCUGGUCGUCUGCCUCUGGUCCUCACCUGCCGUCUCUGACAGGAAAUUCGGUUGCCUGUUUGAAGAUGAGCUCUGUGCACCGUAUGAGUUCUGCGUCAAUGAUGGAGUGUUUGGAAGGUGCCAGGAGUUGGCCGGGGCAGACCUGUACACGUACGAUAUCUCAUCCUCCGCUCUCCAGCGCCUCAGGAUCCUCCUACAGAAGCUGGCUCACAGAGGUUUGACGUGGCGGGACGACAUUACUCAGCAGGUUAUCUCCAGAGAGCUCUCCAAACUGAGGAACAUCCCUGUACACCAGCAGAGCCCCUCUCCGAGCCAGCUGACGGCGUACAGCAGCUCCAGAAACAGGAAGCUGAGGCCGACUCAGGCAGAGCUGAGCAGAAACCUUCAGCAGUAUUUGACAGGGUUGGGCUUUAUGCCAGAUCCUGACACAAAGCAACAAGAAAAUCAACCAGUCAUUCAGAAUGAAGAUAUCACACCCGAGGCUCUGAGAAAGCCCAGCCAGCCAAAACCAAAGCAGACCUGGAAGGAGACCACCAUCUACAGCCUCCAGAAAGGAGCUGGCCAACCUCCAGUUACCAAAGUCAUUACCAAGAGUGGCGAUGGCAGACACCCCAAACUCGGUACAACCUACUCGAGCCAUGAACCUGACAGGAGCAAGCUCCUUUCCAACCAUCUGCAGCAGCUUCUUCCUGGGGCAUCAAGCACUCAGCAGGGCAUUACUGGUGGAGAGCCCGUAUGGCCAAAGGGGAAACUCCACUACCUCAGCUACCUGCAGCCUACUCAGAGCAAUCAUGCAGACCCACAGAUUGCUUUUGGCUCCAAUACGGCAAAGCCUAAUCUUGACAGACUGCUCUUCAAAGCUGGCCCAAGUCGGCUUCCUGCAAAAGACCCUCAUAGCCUCAUGGAUGAUCAUCUCAUCCUUAAUGCGGUGAAUCAGCUGGGGAGGCACAGCCUUAACAUGGAGGCUUUGAUGGGCAAAGAUCUGGACCAUCUUGCUGAGGUCAUCACAGGAGCUCUGCAGGAGGCGGAUGAGGAGCGGCUUACUGAUGGGGUCGAGCGAGUACCCGGCGCUGGUGACCCCAGGGGGGAGAUUAGGGUUAACCAGGAGAAGCCGGCAGGAAUUCUUCUGAAUCAAGACCAGAAUCUGAAAUCAGAUGAAGGACUGAAACCAAAACCAAAGGAAACUCUGACAUUAAAACAAGGCCAACGAAUAGACGUUGCAGAAAAAGAGUCCACUGACAAGCAUGGGGCCAUAUUUUCCAAGCUGCUUGACUACCUCAACAAGGAGCCCUUCCGUGGUACGCCGGGGGUCAAGAGCAGGCCGCCAGCUCCUCUCCAGAAAAUGGUUGGACUGGAGAGAGUCCACAGCAUAACGAAGCAGGGUCAAGUUCCUGCCCCCUACCGCUCAGAGGAGAAAAUCGUGACCAUCCCCGCGAAGGAAGGGUCCACCCUGCGGCUGAGUGGUGGAGCAGAGGGGCCUGAUGGGAGGGUGGACUCUCAGAUCCAGAGGUGGAUGCAGGCGGACCAGGCCCCCGAGGGGGCUGCGCAGCCAGAGGAGGCGCAGAAGAAGGACGUGAAGAUUAAAACCCAGCUGGUCCACGUGGGAGUGAAGGAGUUUUCCAGCAGAGGGAAGGACAGACACUUUGGCUACAUCAUCACCAACUCAGACUCCCUCACCAAUGACCGGGCCUCGGACCUGAUGGAUCGGCUGACCCAGAGGCUGAACCUCCACACCGCAGAUCUCACGCAGCUCUCAGUUCUGGGUCCUGCAAUGACAUUCAGGGUCGGCCCAAAUCCUAAAAACGUGACCACUGCAGACCUGGUUCAAGCUGCAGUCCAAGAAAAGCAGCAGCUGGAGAAGGAGACAGGCCUGAAGAUAGUGGAGGCCGGAGUGAGUGAUAGGGGCAGCCUGACCCAGAUCCCCGUGGUGAAAGAGACCAGGGUGGAGUCUGGCCAGUUCCUGCUGCUCUCCGUCCUCUGCAUGCUCUUCAUCCUGGUGGCGCUGGCCGUGUCCACCACCUUCUUCUGCAUCCGCCAGCGCUCACACCUCCACAUGAAGGAGAAGCUGGCAAGCCUCGGGACUGACACCAGCCAUGACGCCACCGCAGCCUAUCAGGAACUGUGCCGCCAGCGCAUGGCGAUCAGGACGUCGGAGCGCGUGGAGCGGCCAGAGACCCUGCGUCACUCUCGCCUCAACAGCGUGUCGUCCCAGUUCAGCGACGGCCCCGUGGCCAGCCCAUCGACGCGCAGCAGCACCUCCUCCUGGUGUGAGGAGCCGGUGCCGUCCAACAUGGAUAUCUCCACAGGUCACAUGAUUUUGUCGUACAUGGAGGACCACUUGAAGAACAAGAACCGUCUGGAGCGCGAGUGGGAGGCGCUGUGCUCCUACCAGGCCGAGCCCAGCGCCUGCAGCAUUGGCCAAGGCGAACAGAACUCCAAGAGGAACCGAGCUGAUGCCGUGGUCGUUUAUGAUCAUUCCCGGAUCACCUUGAAAUCGGAGAAUAACCACAGCAACUCGGAUUACAUCAAUGCCAGUCCCAUAAUGGAUCACGACCCUCGCAAUCCUACAUACAUUGCCGCCCAGGGGCCACUUGCUUCCACUGUGGCAGACUUUUGGCAGAUGGUGUGGGAGAGCGGCUGUGUCGUCAUUGUGAUGCUGACCCCUCUAUCGGAAAAUGGAGUAAAGCAGUGUCACCACUACUGGCCUGAUGAGGGAUCAGACAUCUACCACAUAUAUGAGGUCAAUUUGGUGUCUGAACACAUCUGGUGUGAAGAUUUCCUGGUCCGGAGUUUCUACCUGAAAAACCUGCAGACCAACGAGACACGCACAGUGACCCAGUUCCACUUCCUGUCCUGGAUGGACCGCGGGAUCCCCAGCUCAGCCCGGACACUGUUGGACUUCCGCAGAAAGGUUAACAAGUGCUACCGUGGCCGAUCUUGCCCGAUAAUUGUUCACUGCAGUGACGGAGCCGGCAGGAGUGGGACCUACAUCCUGAUUGACAUGGUCCUCAAUAGGAUGGCUAAAGGUGCUAAAGAGAUUGAUAUUGCCGCUACCCUGGAGCACUUGAGAGACCAGAGAGCUGGCAUGGUCCAGACAAAGGAGCAGUUUGAGUUUGCUCUGACGGCCGUGGCAGAGGAGGUGAACGCCAUCCUGAAAGCGCUCCCUCAGUAAAGACCUUCUCUUCUUCCAUCUCGGAGCGCCGGUCUUCUCUGCCCACUCAGUGCAGACAUCGCUCCCCUCCAGUCUCCUCUUCUGUUGCAACCUCCUCUGCACCUUCAUACAAUGCUGUAUACUGAAUAUCGUGCCGGAUCCGUCCGUAUUCAUGAAUUCCAGAGUUGGAACGUUGAUUUGAUGGAUGUUGUGGUGAUUGAGGAUAAUUGAGGCAGAUCUGUGUUCCUACUGUGCAAUUUCUGAAUAUGAGCCCAUGGUUCUCUAUGCUGUGGUGUUGUUCCUGAACAUACUGUUGCAGUGCCACUGAUGAGAUGUGUAUGUAAAGUCACGUGAAGAUUACUAACUGAGCUGUCACCUGUUAAAAACUGCUCUAUGGCUGCAGCUAUUGUUUGUUUUUUCUCUUUUUGUAUUGGUUACAUUUUUUGUGUGAAAUCCUAAAAGAAAAAUUGUGGUAGAGUCUGUGUUCAUUUAUUUAUUCAUUUUUUUGUGUGUGGCUGACAUUACUAAAUAUUCUAAUGUUCCAAAAUGUACUGCUUCGACAAAAAAAAUGUUCAAAGGCCUUUCAAAAUCCUAGCCCAAAAUUCAAUGCAUUUUAUUGGGAUUUCAUGUGAGAUACCAACACAAAAUGGUGCAAAACUGUAAAAACAGAAAAUGAAAAUUGUUAGAAAUGUGUGGUGUGUAUUUGUAUGCUGCCACUACCUCAGCAUUUUUGCAUGUAUGCCAAAAAGCUCAAUUACAGUCUCAGUCAUUUCAACUUCUUCCUAUAUUAUAAAAGCCAGAUUAUAGUUGUGCUGUCAACAGGCCUUUUCAUCUGAGUCAAUAUGACUGUAGCUCAUCCAGAGUCACUAUGGGAGUCCUGGUGACUGCUCUGAUUAAUGCUCUCUGAUCUGUGCAUUUAGAUUGUCGGCUAUGAUAGGUUUUUGAUUUGGCAAUUUCCAGAUCAUCAAUUAAAGAAUGAGCUGUGAGACUUUUAAAACUUGGGUUAUUGUUUUAUAAUCUGGCUCAUUGUCUGUGUUUCUUGGUCUCCGUCAUGCUGUUUGUUCUCUAAUGUUGCAACAGACCUCAGUCUCCUUCAUAGAACAGCUGGAUUUAUGGAUUUAGUUGGACUCUGUUGGUUGCACUCUAUUUUCAGGGGUAUAAAGGUGUGACAAAACAAAUGCACACCACACCUCUUUGAAUUUUUAUUUGUUCAAAUUCUUGGAAACAAAUUUCCCUUCUCCUCCCACUUUCAAAUUAAUGUGCUACUUUGUGUUGGUCUAUCAAAUAGAUACAUGAAAUAAAUGAAAGUUUUUGGUUUGUGAAAAUAUUAAAUAUUUUGCAAGGCACUAUUUGCAACAUAAAAACUAAGAAUAGUCCUGACAAGCGGGAACCAGAUGUUAUGUUUGUGUUUUUGCUUUAAGACAUGAAGUCACUUAAACGCUGCAGUUCUUAACUGUAACACUUUCAGACCAAGAAAAACAUGAAAUUCUUGGUGUGAAACUCAUCCUUCUGUACAGAUUCUGUCCUCCAGAUGAAGUCUUGUUGCUGGAUUUAUAAACUCCGUACAUUUCGCCCCCUCUGUGAACAGAAGACACUAGUCUAGUAUAUAUAUAUAUUCAUCGGCAUCACAUGGUCAGAUGUUGAUGUGCAUGUGUGUUCUUGUGACUAUGGAUCUCGGACUACGACAAAAAAAAAAGCCUCACAGAUUGUAAUAAAUGCAACGUACCACAUCGAUUUCACAUUUUUUCUUCAGUGCGUGAACAUCUCUGUGAAUAUUAAAUGUGAAAUAUACCAAACUGAGAUAGUUAUAGCCUCUAUUUAGAAACCAUGUCCUCCUGUAUCAAUAGUAAUAAGAUUAUAUAUUUAGGAAAAGAAUAUAUGGGGAUUUUGGUAAAUUUGUCCCUCUAUUGCUUGUAUAUUGUGACAUAUUGUGCAGAAUAUUUGCUCUAUAGACACAGAAUGACUUAAAGAAUCCUCAUAUUGUGCUAUCUGAAACACACCGAGGGCCUCUGUGAGAACUAUAUAUUUUGUGUGAGAAGUAAAAGAUUACUUUAUUCAGAUUGAUAAUAAAUCUACCGUACUUUAAAACAACA
This is a messenger RNA of Xiphophorus maculatus (southern platyfish), 5516 nucleotides long. RefSeq names its product protein tyrosine phosphatase, receptor type N2 (gene ptprn2). Gene Ontology annotation, cellular component: secretory granule. Gene Ontology annotation, molecular function: protein tyrosine phosphatase activity. Gene Ontology annotation, biological process: protein dephosphorylation. The record is from RefSeq and is a predicted model, not a curated record. NCBI's taxonomy places the organism in Eukaryota, Metazoa, Chordata, Actinopteri, Cyprinodontiformes, Poeciliidae. The coding region runs from base 238 to 3444 and encodes 1068 amino acids. The transcript has 22 exons.